UUCAGCUGCCAGUGGAAAGAACGACAUGGCAACCACGAAAUUACAAAACAUGUCACAAAAAACAGCAGCUGAAGAUUGACCAAGAUCAAUCAGAGAUUGUUAUAUUUCACACUGUGUGCUGAAUAUCCAUGAUGUCUGAAAAUAUUUAAAAAUAUUAAUGUUUGGAGGAUUUUUUUUGAUUCCAGUGGAAUCUGUAGGUUUUUUUUGUUUGGUUUCUUUUUGUUUUUAAAUUGUAACCUGUUACAAUGCCUGUACAAGCUCCACAAUGGACGGAAUUCCUCUUGUGCCCGAUCUGCACGCAGACUUUCGAAGAAACUAUUCGCAAGCCCAUCAGCUUAGGAUGCGGCCACACUGUCUGCAAGAUGUGCCUGAACAAACUACACCGCAAGGCAUGCCCCUUCGACCAGACCACUAUCAGCACAGACAUCGAACAGCUACCUGUGAACACGGCCCUGCUGCAGCUCGUCGGCGGACAGGUUCCCAAACAGCAGCCCAUCGCUCUGCUUACAGGAGUGGAAGACACCAAACACUAUGACGAGGCGAGGAAAUGUGUGGAGGAGCUAGCGCUCUACCUCAAACACCUCAGCAGCACGAGAGGUGUUGGUUUGAACAGCACCACUCAGAGCGUUCUUAGUCGGCCCAUGCUGAGGAAGCUGGUCACGCUGAUUCACUGUCAGCUGGUGGAGGAAGAGGGGCGGAUCAGGGCCAUGCGAGCUGCCCGUUCCCUGGGUGAGAGGACAGUCACAGAGCUCAUCCUCCAGCACCAGAACCCACAGCAGCUCUCCUCCAACCUGUGGGCAGCUGUCCGAGCCAGGGGCUGCCAGUUCCUCGGGCCAGCAAUGCAGGAGGAGGCUCUUAAGCUGGUUCUGCUAGCCCUGGAAGAUGGCUCCCCCCUGUCCCGUAAGGUUCUGGUUCUCUUUGUGGUUCAAAGACUGGAGCCACGAUUCCCCCAGGCCUCCAAAACGAGCAUCGGUCACGUGGUGCAACUCCUCUAUAGAGCAUCCUGUUUUAAGGUGACGAAGCGAGAUGAGGAUUCCUCGCUGAUGCAGCUUAAGGAGGAGUUCCGCACGUACGAAGCUCUCCGGCGGGAACACGACUCUCAGAUCGUCCAGAUUGCCAUGGAGGGGGGGCUGCGCAUCGCACCUGACCAGUGGUCCUCACUGCUGUAUGGGGACCAGUCCCACAAAUCACACAUGCAGUCUAUCAUCGACAAGUUGCAGACGCCGGCCUCAUUUGCCCAGAGUGUUCAGGAACUGACCAUUGCACUCCAGCGGACGGGAGACCCUGCCAACCUGAACCGCCUGCGACCCCACCUUGAGCUGCUGGCUAACAUCGACCCUAGCCCAGAUGCACCUCCCCCUACAUGGGAGCAGCUGGAGAAGGGGCUGGUUGCUGUGAAGACCGUGGUCCACGGACUGGUGGAUUUCAUUCAGAACCACAGCAAGAAAGGCACUGACCAGCAGCAGCCUCCUCAGCACAGCAAGUACAAAACAUACAUGUGUCGGGAUAUGAAGCAGAAAGGGGGGUGCCCUCGGGGGGCCAGCUGUACCUUUGCACAUUCUCAGGAAGAACUAGAAAAGUACCGCAAGAUGAACAAGCGCCUGGCAGCCCGAAGACCCCUGAGCCAGUCCCUCACGCAGCUCAAUGAGGUGGGCUUGUCUGGUCUGCUGUCAGAUGAUGGGGGGCUGGAGGGUGCUGUGCUGAAACCCUCCUCCCUGACCAACGGGAUCGUAGCAGCCGGCUCGGGGGGCCACAUGCCGCAGCUCAUCUCCCGUGGGACAGACUGCUCGUACGACACAGGGCUCAAACCAGGGAAAAUGGAGCACCCAAGUAUCAGCGCCCCCGGAUCUCCCCCAGACUUGCUUGAUUCUGUCUCUAAGGGCUCUGUGCCAUCGAUGCCCAUCAAUGCUCACCCCAGAGUGCCCACAGAACACCCCUCAAUGUCCAAGCAGCUCCAGAUGGUGCCCAGGGGAUCCCAGAUGUACACACAGCAACCGAGUGAUAUGUACUACCAGGAUCCGAGGCCACCUGCUUCUGCAGCCCCGUAUGAGCACCCUCCGUACCCAGCAGGUGUACCCUACCCCUACCCGUCUUCACAGUAUGUCCAACCUCGCUACGCCAGGACGGCACCCAGCGAGCCGGGCAUGCAGUACCCAGAUCACUACCCCUACAUGCAAGACAGGCAGUACCCGGGCCCACCCGUGCAGUACCCCCCCAUGGCACAGCCGGUGUACCCUGCCCACUGCGACGUGCGCCGCCCCUACGGCCCCCCACAGUCCUUCCAGCGUGAGGAGAUGGUGAGAAUGAGCCCAGGGCCUGUGGAGGUUCCGCCACCAGCAAGUGGGUCACCAUACCUCUCCGAGAGCAGAGAGCGCUAUCCCCCUGAGGGCUACCCACCAGAGGGCUACCCUGCUGGCCCACACCCCAGCCAGAUGCGACCCUAUCACAGGGAAAGCUACAGCAGGAUGACUGCCCCACACCCCAGCCUGGACUACCUGCACCGCCGGCGUAAGGAGAUCAUGGCUCAGCUGGAGGAGAGGAAGGUGAUCUCCCCCCCUCCCUUCGCCCCGUCCCCAACUCUGCCCCGUCCAUUCCCACCGGAUUUCCCACAAGAGUAUUUCGAGGACAACCUAAAAGCUGUUGGGAAGUACAAAGAAAACGAAUACUCGCCUUGGUCAUGUGACACCAUUGGCUCCUACAUCGGCACCAAGGAUGUCAAACCCAAAGACGUCAUGGCGUCGGGAGCCAUGGAGAUGAUGAAUGUAGACCGCAAAGGUUUGAGGAAUCAGCCAAUCGACAUGCAGAGAAGGUCAGCUGAGGCCAAAGACGACGACCCUAUAAUUCCGUUUGGGUCCCUGCCCACAGUGUCCCGUUUCGGGGUGAUCUCCCGCACCUCCAAAACUGGGUACCAGACCACCGGCCCAGUGCAGGCCAUGGCUUCAUCCCAAGGAGCUGCACCCAAACAUAGCAGCGCUUCAGCUGAAUUCAGCCCUUGUACUACUCAUGGAGGCUGGGGAGCAGUCCCUUACACCCACCACCAAAACAUGACAACUCAGGGACGCUUCGGUGACAGGAUGCCAAUGCCCCCAGACAGGGAGCAGCUGAAAAUGGAGCUCCAGCAACUUAACCAGCAGAUCAACCAACAGACACACAUCCGUGGAAUGGAGGCUGCUAGUAACACAUUGCUGCUGCAAAGGGAGGUGAGUUCACUAGCCACCCAGCCUCCUCCCCAGAAGUGGGCAGCAGGGCCGAUUUCCAGCGAGCAGCUGAGCAUUGAACUGCAUCAGGUGGAGCGUGAGAUUGGCAAGCGAACCAGGGAAAUAGCCAUGGAAAGUCAAGCACCUCACGAUCAGUAUAAAAUGAAACAGACAGAAAAUGGACAACCUGAGCACAAGGUCCACAUGGAGGACCUCUCUCUUGCACUCAGUGAAGACACGAAUGGAUCCAGCUUGGUCCAAGACAGUAAUAUGAAUUCUCUGUCCAGUAAGACCUCCUCUCUGAGCCUGUCUACAGACUCCGCCAGCAGUUCUGAGCUGCAGGUGAAUGGUGUUGGCCACUCCUCCUCGUAAGAGAUCGGGCUGCUCGCUGACAAGGCACAGCACCACCACACAGUGAAGAUGUGGUAACAUGUUUCCUCCAAAUGGAGUCACAUUUUUUCACCACCACCCCUCUGGGAAAGAGGGAAGAUAUUGAGCAGCAUGUCUCAAAUCUUGUAUAAAUUUGUUGAAGGAGGACACACUCCACCUUAUUAUUUGCUGUAGAACUGAAGUAGAAAUGUCAGCAGAAGAAAUUGAAGCUCCUCCAUGCCCUCUGCUCGUUGAGGCUAUUUUAGCACAUUUAAGCUGCAUUAUAUAAAAACCACAUAGUUCAGUCUCCCAUUGUGGGUGGGGUGUUCUCGGCAAUACAGUAGAUAAACGCACGUCUUCAUUUUAUUUAGAAAUAAGCAGUAUCUGCAGUGAAUUUAAGAUUUCUUUUCUUUUUUUGUUCUGUGAAUGAACUUUAAUUUUUAAUAUAACUGAGCGCCUUGGGUCCCAGGGCAGAUAGAUAUUACACUGUUUUUGUUCAAUGCAUUUAAAAUUGAAAAUAGCUUAAGAAGCAGUUCUGUUGGUUACAUUAUUAUAUGUCUAGAUACCUGUACCCUCAGUAGAGUUUCACAAAACUAGAGUGGAUAUAGAAACCGGCUGCAAACUAUUCUCUUUAACUUAAAAUCGCAUUAAUUUGGUAGUAAUAGACCCUUAAAUUUAGUGUGUUUUUAAAAAUGAAAUAACGCUGGUCACCCGGGAUGGUAAUAUGCUUACAACUGAAUCUUUAACUUUUGGUUAAUUUAUUCACUUUUGAUUUGUCAAAACAAACAUGGAUAUGCUUCUAUGUUGAAGCCACUAAACAGCUGGUAAAUUAUAAAUAGCCUCACUUAAUAGGAAACAGUGUAUUAAAACUAAUAUGGUCAUUUAUCGUCAUUACUGCAGUGGUUGAGAUCCACACAGACACACAGACAAACGUCAGGGUUCUAAGUUGAAAUGUUUGUCUACUUGACUGACUUUGGAAUUUAUAUUGCUGCAACUGGACUUGAGGAAUUGUAGUUUUGAGAAUUGGGCCUUUUUUAAGAAAAGGCUGAACAUGCUCCACACACAAAAAUCAAAUACUGAGAAAAGCAACAGUAAAAAAAAAAAAAAAAAAAAAUCCUGUUUUGACCUGUUAUUGUAAAACCGCACUUGUUAAGGUAUAACUUUUAGACGGGAAACCUCUGGGUAUGUAAUAGGUAACCACUACACUUGGCUUGGUUUUGAAUUGAGUCUGGUUAUAACCAGGCUCCCAGUGUAAAUCAGCCACCUUUUGUCAACUGUUCUGUACACAGGGCACAACAUACACUGAAUCUCCUUAUGCUAAAGAAUAGUUCACAUGAGUUGCAGGUAAUGGAAAACAGUUAGGACUUGCAGGAUAUCCAGAUAUCUUAUGCCCUGUGUGACACAACUAAUUAUCUUCAGUAGUAAAGCUGGCAGGACUCCCACGCAAAGCCCCCUGUUAGAGACAUGACUAGCCACGGCAAAAUACUGUUUCACAUUGAAUUAGAUCUAUCGGGCGUGGCCGGUCUGCAAAUUUGCAAACACAUUUUGGCUUGGAAUUCAAGCUUUCUUUCUUUUCUUUUUUAAUUAUUAAAAAAGAGCAGCAAAAUUAAAAACUUUAGAAGUUAUAUAUUCUUGGAAAAAAAAAGCAGCUGUUGGUGGUGUGCUUAUCUUGUGAGGCAAACAAUAAGAAACCUAUUGUCAUCCGAGUCAGAAAUAGUCAGUUUACAUAUUUAUAUAUGUGGGUUGUGUGUGUUUGUGUUAACAGCAAGUGGAUCUCUAGACCUAUCAAAAAGUGUGCCUCACCUUGUGUAAUUAGUAAUUAGUUUUACUUGGAACAGUUCAUUUUAGUGUCAAAAUUAGUAGGUUUUGCCCUUUGUGGCUUGGUGAAACUGUGAUUUAAGAGUCCUACAUUAAUAAAGCUUUACCUGGGGCUUUGCUUCAGUUGUAUUGCCUAUGCAACAAAAAUGGUGAAUUUGUUUCUUAAACAGCAACAUGGUUACUUCUGCAACCUUAGUCCAUUAAACUGUUUACCAGUGAACAGCCUUUGGGACUGUUUAAAAUGACACAGCUUUCAUCACUCUUUGCAAAUACACAGAGUGUUCCCUGAAUCCAUCUUCUCCCAUUACCAAAUCAAACUAAAGCAAACAGAAUCAGAUUAACCCUGCUCCCUCCUGUAUACUAAAGAUUUUUACACAUUUUCAGAUUUAUAAUUCAACCAACCAGUCCAGGAUCUUUACAGUCAUUGUAUGCCUGUAUAAAUGUGGGUGUGUGCAAUGUACUCCCGAAAUUCCGUGUAUUCAGAAUAAUUCAAAAUAACUAUUCGGAGCAAAUGUUUUAAUGCCCCAUCUCAGUCGAGCUCAGUUCUAUUGAGUAAGGCUGGAGCUGGCAUUUUAUAUUGAUCUCUGGUAACCAAGUAGCAAGCAGUGACCUUGACCACUUUAUCAAAAACCAGUAGCCUUUAUCACUCACUUUUCAGUGCCAGUCUGGGAAGAUUGAUUCUGCACUGGUUGAAAUGGGAAGUAUUUAAAAAUCAAAAAAAAAAUAAAUAAAAAUACCAAUGUGCUGUUUUUUUUUUUAAAUAGUACAGAACAAAAGCUUUGUAGACCAAAGCAGGUUGCACCAUUGUUCUUGUCAGUGUAUAUUUGCUUCGUUUGACUUUAAACAGCCACCAACAGCUGCUCCUGCACUGAACUCUAAAUUGUAACGUCUUUUUUUUUCUUUGAUAACUUCUGUGAAGUUGCAUGUUUUUUUUUUUUUGUCUCUUUUUUUUUUUUUUUUUUUUUACAGACUAGGUUAUCACUAAGCCUGCGGGGGGGGGGGGCUUCUGGGAUUCAACCCUGCCAGCUAGCAAUUGAAUAAGCAAGGGGGAGCUGUAAACAGAACUACAUUUCCAUACACAAGUAGUUCUUCUCAAGGUUUCUAACAGUUGCUAAAGAUUUUGGCUUUGUGUCUAACAAGCAAAAAGGUUGAGUGAUGCCCCUGCUACCCCCACUACCUCUGCAUACAUUCAGAGCUCUUACAUUCACGGACCUGCAACAAUCCUGUGAUUGAAUAAACAAAAACACAGUGAUACCACUAUUUAAGUUCAUAGACGGGUAUUUUAUUUAAUUCUUAUUUGUAACCAACAAAGAAGUCAGAGAAUACAAGGCACUUUAACAUGUGAUACAAUUAUUAGAACCUUCAAAAAAGUGUCCAGUUUGUAGUUACAGCCAUAGGAUACAUACACUUAUAAACCCUGCAUUAGUACAGAGAUGGGAAGCUGGAACCUUUGAACUUGGUGGAACCAAUCCUUCAUAAUAUUAUGUCCAGUUUGGAUAGACUUGCUGUCCUUAAAGUUUCACAUAUCCAGACCACUAUUUCACAGCAAUGUGAUAUAAUCUACAUUUGAGGCAAUAUGUCAGAUCUCAUUUAUUCAGUGUUUGACAGAUUGUGAUGGUGUUGCCAUCAAGAUACUGUGUGGAUGACCAGACCCAUUCCACAAUGCUCAUAGCCAGAUGCUAUUGAAAGAAGCUCUCUAGUUGUGUGUCCAUAGAAACCUUCGCAGUGAGCACUUUGCUGCAUCUGCUUAUGUGCACAUUUUCUGGAGCAUGGCUAUUGGUUACAUUAAAUAUACAAAGACACAUAGCUAGGAAACCAUAAAGUUCAGGUUAAUCAGGUUAAUAUGCUUUUUUGAUUGAAUUGUUGUUCCGCUGUACAAUAUUUCAAACAUACAGAUUACCACUUUGAUAGCAGUACUGUACCAAUGUCGUAAAUAACAAGCCCCCUUCUGCUACACGUUUUGAAGCUAUAUUUUUCCUUAGACCGACCUUGGCAUACAAACUAUACGGCACAGCUUCCUAGUCUUUAGCAACUGUAAGGAACUGGCAUUCAGAUCUGUUGCAGAACUGUAAGACUGUACUACUCAUGACAUUUAAGACUUGUAAAGAUACAUUAACAAGUUCUGUGUUCCCAAAACUUCUUUUUUGUCAACAUUCAAACUUCACAAAAUAAAUCUGUAGGGGAGUUAUUACUGGAGUUAAAACAUUAAUUUGCAACUCAAAUAUGGGUUAUAAUCGAUGGUCCAUAUCAUUGGUUUAUCCUAUCACAAUAGUCUUUGGCCUACUGUUUUAAGAUGUCCCAUGACCUUUGGUGUCAAAUGUGCUCUUUGUUUGUGCUUAUGAGAAGUGAAGAUUGGUUUGUGUGCAUUACAUUUGUUCAUUGGUGCACUGUUUCACAUUGGGGGGGGGCGACUUUGGUUCCAGUGGCCGUUCCACUACAAGUCAAAUUAAAAAUGAAGACAGUUUAAUUACAACAUAGUUUGAACAAACUGGAAGGUUGUUACCCAUCCUUUUGAGUCCAACUAAGGUCAUUCAGCCAAACAAGCAGCUAGGCCAGUAGGCUAGACCAACAACAUAACUUCAGUGGAAACUCAGCAAAAAAGUUGUCAUUGAAGAUAGGAGGUCAAAGCACAUCCAUAAUUAAGCUUUAAGAGUGUACACACUCAAGUUUAAAAAUAAUGUACAUUAUUGGUACAGUUUCCAGUUCUGCUUCACUCUGAUGUGUCUGUCAUAUUCUAGACCCAUAUAUAUAUAUAUACUGGUCUCUCGAGACAAUGUGCGAUCCUAAGCACCGUUUUUGGUGGAACUUCCUUCAAGUAUAAUCUUUGUAUAAUAUUAUUAUUGCUUGGGACAGAGCUAUUGGCACUUAAGCAAUCGUAAAGAUUGGAUGUGAGAGAGCCCUGCAAAGACACCACUUACAAACCUUUCAGAUGAAGUGAGGCUGUGGAAUGAAUCCAGCCUCUUUGGUGACAGUACAUAGUAGGAAUGAUCACACCCAUAUUCUGAUCUCUUAAACACAAAUUCCCUGAUUCAGUCUUGAACUGAAUCUGGGUCCAACACAUGAACAGUGGUUGAUCCAAACUUUUGGCAAAUUAAUCUUAAUGUUAAACAUGGACAUUGCCACUUUCAAAAUUUAGCUAAAAACAGGGAUAUUCGACCAGACCAGAUCCCAGCCAGAAUACAACCUGGUCCAGUUGGCUUGUAUUGGGCAAUCUUUCUUGUUAAAUGUGCCUUUAGGCAGGUUCUUGACUAUUUAAGGUUUGAGUACAUAACACCUGUAAAUAAAUAUAAUGUGCAACUGUUAAUAUACUCGCUUUGAGUAAGCAUUUAUAUUAAAUGAUCUCUACAAAUCAGUAAUGCAAUGAUCUGUAACUGGUUGCCAAUGCAAAGCUGAAUGUCUCUUAUCCUUUCAUAAGUAAAGGAGUUCAAUGCCAGACUUGUAACGUUUGUUUACUUGGCCAUUUUGUGUCUGUACAAAAAAAAAAUCUCUAGCUUAAUGUAAGGUUGUACUGUAUUGAAUGUUCUGUGUAUUCAGGUAUUGACACAAACUCACCAUGGUUUAUUAAGCCGAUUUUAAACCACGCCAUGGUUGAUGAGGUCAUGGUUUUAACUCCUUCCUUGUAGUGCAGUCAGGGGGACUGAAGGUAGAGUGUGCUAAAUCUCUUAACUGGAUGUAGCAUCACUUUUUUUUUUUUUUUUUAAGUCCAUAAUACAGAAGCAUGGGUAAACACAAAAGUAAAAAGUAAUGAAAUGUGCAGUUUGUGCAUUAUUUAUUGAAAAAAGCUCACAAUCUUGGCAUUUGGUAAAACUUAGCUAACAAAAUAAUCCCAUCAAUCUUGUCUAUUUUACACUUAGAUUAGACACGCAGGCCAAAUGUGCAGUUUUUAAAGAAACAUGGCCUAUAGCAAACAUGUUGAUUUUAAAGCAUGGCUUCUGGUGAAAGCUUGCUUUGCCUACCAGGAAGUCUGGUACUGCUUGACCAGUGCACCCUAGUAGUGUGUUCUGAGUCAAAGCAUGUUCCUGGCUGCAAAGCAUGCCAGUUAGUUGAGGGAGUGGCUGGUUAACGAUGACAAACAAGCCAGCGAAGGGGAAGGGAUCAUUUCACCGGCCAGGUGAAGUAACCCAGGAUUCCUUUAACCUAGAGUUGUACCAGAUAUGUUUAAAAAUAAAAUGCCAGCUAUAAUGUGUUUCUUUCAAAACUGUACAUUUGAGAUCCAAAUAAUGAAUGGAUGUGCAUGGCAGAGAAAAUGUAUGGAAUUAUUUUGUUAUCUACAACUACUUUUAAUUGGCUGCUGCUUUGAAUUUACCUGGGAGUUCAAGAAGAGGUAUGCACUUGCAAGUGGACAGUGGGCCCUCCUUGCAUCCUUUUGUUUUAAUUUUAAGAUAAAGUAUGGCUUUCAUAUAAUGAGUAGUAUGCCAUCCCAUGUCACUACCCUUUUAAAGAGAAUAUUUCCAUUAUUUAAAAUAAGUUAUAAGUUGCUGUCUGUUCAAUUUCAGUUGUACAUCUCUGUUAUUGAUGAUAAAAGCAUUUGUCUUUACCUUGGGUCCCUGACUGCUGUGGUUUCAUAUGGAGUGGCUUUAAAAAAAGAUACACAUAAAUAGAUAUCAUCUUGGGAGACACUGGUCAGUGACGGAUACAAACAGCCUCAAACGUAUAUCAACAUCCCUGAAAUGUAAUGUUUGUGCCAGACUGCCUCUUUAAGAACCUGCUAGAUGUAUUGGUGUUUUCCACCACAACUUCAAUUAAAUACAUCUCUCUAAAUCGCAGCAAUGGUGAUGGCUCUUAAACAAACUUCCAAAGGCUUCUAAAGUCUUGAAGGGAGCUCCAUUUUCCCACUAAAUGUGCUAAAAGCUUUAGGCUUUUUUAACUUGGUUUUUUUUAGUAUCUUGAUUAAUCAAAUACAGAUUCUCAACAAACAAACAAAAAUAUAUUCUGAAAAAUCUGGUUAACUAAAAAUGUCACCAUUGAUUUGUUUUGUGGAAAUAAUUCCACUUGGUAAAUCAGUUAGGGCAGGCCCAGAGCUGAGCACUUGCCUCCCAAGAUGGCUUCCUUUGCUACUCUAUGUUCCUCUAGGAAUUGUUCUGCCUACACGCAAACUGCAUUCAUUGUAACAAGACUGGGCUGUUCUUUGCUGCAUUAGUUAUUUCCUAACAUUGGGAAUGUAAUUCUUUUUGAUGAUUACUCCCAAAUUAUCUUGUAAUAGAUUGCUUAAAUUAAGGUACAAGUUUAAAAAAAAAAUUAAAUUGUUCAUUUUUAUAUUAUACUCCAUUUAAGGAAUGUUUAGAACUAUCUCUUUCUCCAAAUAUGGAUGUAGCCGUUAUACGUUUUUCUUUGUAAAAUAAUUCACUGUGUGAAAAUUGGUUUGCAUUUUUGUAUAAUACAAUAAUCUGCUUUUUUUUUGGGGGGGGGGGGGCGGGGGUGUGGAGGGGUAACUAACUGGAAGUUUAAGAAAAAACCUGUGAAAAUAAAAUGUGUAACUGAUGUAACAGUGAUUCUUUACUGGCAGGGACUGUGAUUAAAUAACAUUGUAAAUCGA
Molecule: messenger RNA, 10920 nt
Organism: Polyodon spathula (Mississippi paddlefish)
Lineage: Eukaryota; Metazoa; Chordata; Actinopteri; Acipenseriformes; Polyodontidae
Product: roquin-1-like
Exons: 20
Coding region: 246-3569 (1107 amino acids)
Molecular function (GO): metal ion binding
Source: RefSeq, a predicted model, not a curated record